ACAGCCAAAUCUUGACUUAUGGCCACCCUUGGGGAAAUACUGCCAUCCUGAUUAACAUUUAAUGUCACAAUUGAUUGGAAUUGUCUAGCGCAGUCUUGAGGAAGGGGCAGGCGACUAUUCUGAACUAGGUCUAGAUUUAAUCUGCUUGACUGCUUAAAGCUCAGCCUUGUCUUCGCCCCCUUCGGCCCCCACCCCCAGGGAAUAUAACCCUUCUCGUCAAUCCCCCGGUGGGCAACUUUGUUUGACCAUCUCAAUAUGCAUGCUGCGGAAACUCCCCUUAUACAGCUCAAUGAACUCAAUGACAAUGGACGCGAAGGGCCCGAGAAACAGCAUUCACCCCCGCGAAUCCGCACUGAGCUUCGAGAGGCAUGGCGAUUUACAGUGACCAGUGGUGCUCUGGCAGCAUCCGUUAUAUUGCUGGUCAAUGUCAUUACAUUGAUCGUGAUGUACGCGAAAUUUGGCGCUGAAGACCUCACUGUCACCUUCUUUACGGGAAGUUGUCAAACGGCGAGCAGAGUAACAGUGGCCUCACAUCUUAUCAUCAACAUCUUGAGCACCCUCCUUCUGGCCGCCAGCAAUUUCAGCAUGCAGUGUCUGAGCUCGCCAACCCGAAAGGAAGUGGAUACCGCUCAUGCUCGUCAACAUUGGUUGAGUAUCGGUGUCCCCAACCUGCGAAACCUGGCUUUUGUGUCCCCGCCAAAAACAAUUCUAUGGGUAGUCUUGGCCAUUAGCUCAGUUCCGUUGCAUAUGCUUUGGAACUCAACUGUCUUCCAGACCCGCGCUACAAACAACUAUCUCGCUGUUGCAGUCACCAAAGACUUUCUCAACGGAGGGUCAUGGAAGAUCCCUGAUCUGAAUCGCACGUUGCGCGAAGGUGCCCAUCCGGGUGACUUUAUGCCCGAUAACCAAAAGGUUGCCCACUACAGCACUAUUGUCGAGGAGCUCCAGCAGAAAGUAAUAGGAAGCGGCUCGGGGAAGUCGUCGCCCGAACUUGAGUUCCUUCCAGUUGAGAAAUGCAUGACGUCCUAUUCAACUGAUAUGUUACCGGAACGAAGGCAUGUUCUUUUGGUCGUUGACGAGUCAAAUAGUGCGGAUGAGGGAUCUUCAGUUAUAACUAUUUGGUACAAUGUUUACUCGAUUUCCAAGGAUACGUAUCCACUGUUUCUCUGGAUGUGUCCUUGGUCGGACGCACUCUGGGAGAUAUGGAAUGGGGCCGCGUGGAACUGCCCGGCGUACUUGCUCCAACACAGUAUCAAUAAUUGGAUGCCAGGCGGUAUUGGUGUCAACGGCGAGAGAUUGGGGCCGUUACCCGAGUCGCCUGUUCGGCACUGUUAUUCUCAACUUGUGCCAGAGCAGUGCAAGGCGAGUAUAGUCCCUAUUUUUCUGAUUGUUGUCAUCGUUUGCAAUGUGGUAAAGCUGGUCUGUUUCAUAAUCUCUCUACGCAUUACGAGGAAAGACCAGCCUCUCUGCACCACCGGAGACGCCAUCCAAUCCUUUAUCAAGCAACCUGACCAAUACACCGAAGGUCGAUGCCUUGUCGCUAAACAGGACUACGAGACCUUCCUCUGGCGAUCUGAGGAAUGGAGGACAAGGCCAACACAUGUCGGUGAUAUCUGGACUGGCGGACGCUGGCGAUGGGGAAAAGCUGUCCGCUGGUGGGCAUGGUGCCCUUACAUCGUGAUUGUAUGCAUUGUGAUUCCCUAUGUGGGCAUAGGAUUCGACCCUCUGGGCCGUGGCACCGGCUCUAAGGCAAUCGGCUCGGCCGUAAUGAGUAUGGGAUUAGGGCAACCUCACCAAAGCUUCUCCCUUACAUCGGACGGUGUCCCAAAUAUCGCCGUAGGUUUCUUGGCUGCCAAUAUUCCCCAGAUCAUCGUAUCCUAUAUCUACCUAGCCCUCAAUAACAUCAUGACUACUAUGCUUGCGAUGGCCGAAUGGUGCAGCUAUGCGGUCGGAUCCAAGAACCGACCCAAGGGUCUCCGUGUGUCUUUACCGGCCCCCGAGACAGAGCAGAAGUCAACGUAUUUUCUCUCGAUCCCCUGGAAAUGGGGAAUCCCCAUCACCGCCUGCAUUGCAGUGCUCCACUGGGCCGUCUCUGAAACAGUCUUCUUCGCGCGUAUCGAAGUCCACGACGUCAAUAAUGGCCAAGUUGACCCGGAUAACUCCGUCAAUGAUGUGUUCUAUUCGCUUAUUGCGAAGUAUAUCACCAUCUCGAUGGGGCCAUUUAUCCUCUUCGCUCUUCUCCUCAUCAGCAUUGUUAAAAAGUAUCCGGAUACAAUGCCCUUGGCUGGGUGUUGUAGCGCCAGCAUUUCCGCGGCCUGUCAGCCUGCCAAGCCAGGCGACGACGCUGAGAAUCCGGAAGGAUUUCCAGAAGAUUUGGUGCAUAAGAAACUGCAAUGGGGCGUGAUUAAUGAUUCGGAACAUGGCCAACGAUCGGAGGUUGGGCAUGCGACAUUUGGAACCGAGGUGACACCGUUGAUCGAGGAGAAGUUAUAUGCUUAAUCUGUGGGAGACACAGAUAACUAGUGAGAUAACACUGGUAAUAGACGGAAGGCGUCAGGGUCAUGAAUGUUAUUGUAUCUAUUGAAACACAUACAUAGCUCGGUGUAUAUCCCCAACAUGUGUUCGGGACAGGACUCGCCUGUCCACCCAGGUGUACUUGUGCCACAUUUCGAAUGCGACCAAGUGGGAGCGU
Molecule: messenger RNA, 2692 nt
Organism: Aspergillus alliaceus
Lineage: Eukaryota; Fungi; Ascomycota; Eurotiomycetes; Eurotiales; Aspergillaceae
Exons: 1
Coding region: 256-2499 (747 amino acids)
Source: RefSeq, a predicted model, not a curated record